AUGCGUUCCACGUGUCUCCGCAUGCGUCUGCUCAUGGCGGCGAAGCGCGAUAACGGGCACGCGUGGCAAAUUAAACGCCAGCGUGCAGCUCAAGAUCAAGCUUCCAGGAAGCAGUGGAUGCAACGGCUCAGAACUCUACGCCGGCUUGUACAUAAGUACCGCACUUCACGCAAGUCGGUGCGGAAUCUUUAUGAAGACGUCCAAGUUGACAUCGCUGGCAGCACUCGAUAUAAGGAAGAAUUACUUGUACAGGGUUGUGACCUUAUCGAGGAGGCUGACAGGGAAAUUUUGCUCAAGGAGAGCUUGGAAGCAGCAGUUCAGAGAGCUUUUGCAGGCCGAGUCACCUUUACAGAAAGAGCUGUUGCCGAAACCUGCGUAACCACUGAGCCUAAGAAACUUCUGAGGUGCUAG
Closterium sp. Yama58-4 is the source of this 411-nucleotide messenger RNA. The record is from the annotation of a GenBank genome assembly. NCBI's taxonomy places the organism in Eukaryota, Viridiplantae, Streptophyta, Zygnematophyceae, Desmidiales, Closteriaceae.